This is a messenger RNA of Fulvia fulva, 1536 nucleotides long. RefSeq names its product MFS transporter prlL. The transcript has 3 exons. Gene Ontology annotation, cellular component: membrane. Gene Ontology annotation, molecular function: transmembrane transporter activity. The record is from RefSeq and is a predicted model, not a curated record. Lineage: Eukaryota; Fungi; Ascomycota; Dothideomycetes; Mycosphaerellales; Mycosphaerellaceae. Gene Ontology annotation, biological process: transmembrane transport. The coding region runs from base 1 to 1536 and encodes 511 amino acids.
AUGGACGCAGACUCCAAGCACUCAAAACAAUCCACCGAACUCCACGAAAUCCGCAAGAGCCUCGACAACGCCAAAACCGUUGCCCUCAAGGAUGGUAACCACGAACAAGCCGCCUUCUUCGAAACUUUCGCCACAAAGGACGCAGAAUGGGUCUCAUACCAGAACAAAAAGCUCCUCCGCAAAGUCGACAUGCAUCUCCUCCCCAUGCUGAUCCUCAUGUACCUCUUCAACUUCCUCGAUCGUUCAAACUUAGCACAAGCGCGAGAGGGCACGUUGGAAGCUGAUCUGGGGAUGAAGGGGACGGAUUUCAAUCUGGCCACGAGCAUUUUCUUCAUUGGGUAUCUGUUGAUGCAGUUGCCGAGUAAUAUGUUGAUUAUACGCGUAAGGCCGAGCUUGUAUUUGGCGGGCGUGACGACGCUGUGGGGCGUUGUGUCGACUUGUAAUGCGGCGACGCAUAAUUUUACUGGUCUAGUCGUGGUACGAUUCUUCCUCGGUUUCGUGGAAGCGCCCUUCUUCCCUGGCGUCAUCUUCCUGAUGUCCUCAUGGUACACCCGAGCAGAAUUGACCCGAAGAGUGGCCUGGUUCUACUCAGGUAGCUCCCUGGCCAACAUGUUCGGUGGACUUCUCGCUGCAGGCAUUCUCGGCAAUCUCCACGAUGCCAUGGGUCUCAGCGGCUGGCGCUGGCUGUUCAUAAUCGAAGGCACCAUUACCAUCUUCUUCGGUCUGUGUGCUGGCUUCCUCCUCCCGGACUACCCAUCAACGACCCGCUGGCUUACACAGGAGGAGCGCGCGUUUGCGGCAUGGCGUCUCUACAGCGAUAUCAAUGAGUCGGACGAUACGCAUUCGGCGGGUGUCUGGGAUGGCAUCAAGCUCGCUCUGCAGGAUUACAGGUUGUACCUCUUCACUUUGCUGCAGCAUAUGAGCUUGCUGUCUCAGACCUUCCAAUACUUCUUCCCCUCCAUCGUUCAGACGCUCGGGUAUGGUAAUAUUGCAACUCUACUCCUCACGGUGCCGGUCUGGUUCGCUACAUUCUUGACAUCCAUCAUCGUCACGCUCACGGCCUCCAAAACGCAAGACCGCUCCCUCCACAUCGCCAUCCUAAUGCUCCUCGCCGCAAUCGGCAACGCAAUCGUCACCGCCACCACCUCCGUUGGCGCCCGCUUCUUCGCAAUGUUCCUCAUGCCCAUGGGCGCCGUCUCCGCCUUCGUCGUCAUCGUCCCCUGGAUCGCCAACUCCUUCCCUCGUCCCUUGGUGAAACGCUCCGCAUGCGUGGCGAUCGCGAAUAUGAUUGGCAAUACGGCGAGUGCGUAUGGGAGUUAUAUGUAUCCGUCGAGCGCGGCGCCACAGUAUGUACCCGGUGGCAGUGCAAAUGCGGUGAUUUGCUUGGGGGUUGCGGCGUUGGCGCUUAGUUUGAGGUGGGUCCAUAAGAGGGGGAAUAGAAGGCUUGAGGUGGUGGAGGAGGUGGUGGAGUAUAGUCGUGGAAGUGGUGGGGAGGGAGGGGAGGGGAGGAGGGUGGGGUUGAGGUAUGUUUACUAA